GGACCCACCAAAAAAUUUUAAAUAGAAAAUCCCAAAUCUGCAAAAUGUCGCAUUUUAUUAUCGGAUCUGAAUCGAAGAAUCUGUUUUUGCUCUAUCUCCUCCUCCAAUCAUUAUGUCGAUCAUAUAAUCAUCGUAUUCUAUUAAAUUUUAUGAAUUUAAUUUUUUAAUAAUAUUUCUCAAAUUAUCUCGAGUAAUAAAUUAAUAGAUUGGAUUUGACUACAUUUUUUUUUUAAUUCUUAAAUUUUUCUGGUUUUCGACUAAGGAGAUUUUUAUGGAUGCCUAAAUCUGAUACACCAUGAGGAAGAAACUGGAUACCCGUUUCCCGGCUGCUCGGAUUAAAAAGAUAAUGCAAGCUGAUGAGGAUGUUGGGAAGAUUGCAAUGGCAGUUCCUGUUUUAGUUUCAAAGGCUUUGGAGUUAUUUCUGCAAGAUCUUUGUGACCGUACAUAUGACAUAACUGUUCAGAGAGGAGCUAAGACUGUCAGUGCAUUGCAUUUAAAAAAGUGCGUUCACAGUUAUAAUGUUUUUGACUUUCUGAAGGAAGUUGUCAGCAAGGUUCCUGACUACGGUCAGUCUGACACGGCUGCUGACACAUCAAAGAGAAGGAAAGUUGUGGCUGAUGAAUUUAACGACAGUGAUGAAGAGUCCAAAAGGAGCAAUAUGGAAAUAUGCCAUGCAAGUAGCGGCAGGGGAAGAGGACGGGGUAGAGGAAGGGGACGUGGUCGGGGCACCCGGACAACAGAAAGAGGGCCUCCUCGACACGAGGUUGAAUCUGAUUCUCUGACACCCAUUCAGGAUAGAGGCAAACAAAUCCCGAGUCCCAGGGAAGAAGUGGAUAACUGUCCAGAAGUGAAGGAAGCAUCAGUGGAGAACAUCAAAGACAAUGAUGGCGCCGAUUCAGAAUUAAGGAAUUUCGAUCUGAAUGCUGGAGCGGAUGAGGGUGCAAAUAAGAUUGCCCCGACUGCAGAAGCUCCCACUAGCUCUUCUGCCUUAGCUGCUGAUGUGCCUACUGAUGUUAAAGGUGAAGAGUAUCCUGGAUGGUCACUCUCUGAAAUGGAUAGGAUGGCCAUCGACCCUAAUCAACUUGCACAACUCAAUUCAAAAUUGGAUGAGGACAUUCAGGUGCUAACCUACUGGGAUCAGAAUGUUGGAACCUACAUGACAACGGCAAGGCGUUUUAACAAUUCCACUGCAGAUGCUGUAGUUUGUAUUUUUAGUGCAUUUAACCCUGUGUUGCGAUUACCACGUCUGUCUCGCAAGACUUUUCUACUUCAUUUGUCAUCACCUCAGUCAAUUCAGGGUUUCGCUAUUUGUGGCCCUGGACGAACAGGGGGUGCAUGUGGUGUGGCCUUGUCACUCUAG
This is a messenger RNA of Olea europaea var. sylvestris, 1360 nucleotides long. RefSeq names its product dr1-associated corepressor homolog. Gene Ontology annotation, cellular component: nucleus. Bases 296 to 1360 code for a protein of 354 amino acids. Gene Ontology annotation, biological process: regulation of DNA-templated transcription. The record is from RefSeq and is a predicted model, not a curated record. Lineage: Eukaryota; Viridiplantae; Streptophyta; Magnoliopsida; Lamiales; Oleaceae. The transcript is spliced from 8 exons. Gene Ontology annotation, molecular function: protein heterodimerization activity.